AUUUAAUUCGCGUGUGCCCAAGACUGUUUAACAAAUUGGCUAAAAAGUUUUAAUUAUUGCCACGUACUUUCUAUUAAUUUAUUAAUAACAGAUUAGUAUUUUAAUUAGUACAAAAUGAAGAUUUAUGUUAACGAAGGUAACCCGUGGGGGUUGAAUCUAUUAAUGUUGGCUAAAUUCGCAAAACGUGAAGUAGUAGUGGAAAAAAUUAACCUAAAUGAUGCAGCAGCAAAGGAUUUCCUUACUUUACCAACUGUUGAAUUGGAAAAUGGCUUAAAAAUCUUCUCAACAGUGGCAAUUGCAAAAUAUUUAUUUCCCGACGAAGGUGUAACGAGGGAUGAGUGGUUGGAAUGGUCGAGUACAUUGUUAGCGCCAGCUCUAGCACAUCACAUGGCAGUAGGACACAAAGCUGAUCCAAAUGCACUUCCAGUACUUAAUGUAUUAGUACAAAGACUAGAAGAGCGACUUAAAAAUUCUGCUUAUUUAGCAGGAGACAAAAUUACCGCUGCAGAUAUUUCAGUAUGGUCCCUGUUGGCACCAGAUGGUACACUAAAGGGUGCACAAAAUAUUGAACGCUUACGAGAAUGGUAUCGUAAUUUUAAGACCUUACCUGAAGUUGAAAGUGUAUUAGCCGUUUUACCUCUGAAAGACUUAACAUUUACCGCAUUACAAAACUCGAAUCGUUAUGGUGGAUUGCAUCACAUACCACUCAAUGUACCAAUAACGGAUACUGCCAAAAUCUUAGCUGAAACUUCUACUAGUCUAGCAGAUACCAUAACUGAUGAUGAACUAAAUACUGCACGUGAAUCAUUUGUCAAAGUUGUGGUACCAGAACGUAAAGAACCACGUACUGUUCUACCGAAGGCUGGUGAACGCAAUGUGCUUAUUACUUCCGCUUUGCCAUAUGUGAAUAAUGUACCACAUUUGGGUAAUAUUAUUGGUUGUGUAUUAUCAGCAGAUAUAUACGCUAGAUAUGCACGCUCCGCUGGCUAUAACACAUUACUGAUAUGUGGCACGGAUGAGUAUGGCACUGCAACAGAAAACAAGGCUCUUGCCGAAAACUUAACGCCUAAAGAAAUCUGCGAUAAAUAUUUCGAAUUGCAUAACUCUAUUUAUCGUUGGUUCGGUAUUGGAUUUGAUUACUUCGGCAGAACAACGACACCGGAACAAACUGAAGUUGUACAAGAGGCGUUCAAGAACUGUUAUGAAGCAGGAUACAUACUGCAGGAAAGUGUGGAGCAGCUUCUUUGUCAAAAGUGUGAUCGAUUUCUGGCAGAUCGAUUUGUGGAAGGUACAUGUCCAUAUCCUGGCUGUGGUUAUGAAGAUGCACGAGGUGAUCAAUGUGAUAAAUGCGGCAAGUUAAUAAAUGCCACUGAAUUAAUACGGCCGCGUUGUAAAGUGUGUAACUCAGCACCUGUGGUUCGUUCCUCUGAUCAAUUAUUUAUUGAUCUUCCCAAAAUUGAACCACAAUUACGUGAAUGGGUAGACCGUACCGAAAAUGGUUGGACGCAUAAUGCUAGAGUCAUAACACGAGCAUGGUUCCGUGAUGGUUUAAAACCUCGUUGUAUUACCCGCGAUCUUAAAUGGGGUGUACCCGUUCCACAUGAAGGUUUCGAAAAUAAAGUAUUUUACGUGUGGUUCGAUGCGCCGUUUGGCUAUGUUUCAAUGACGAAACGUUACACAAAAGAAUAUCUGCAGUGGUGGCGACCGGCUGAGGGUAUAAAUGUGGAACUCUUCCAAUUUAUGGCCAAAGAUAAUGUGCCAUUCCAUUCUGUGGUUUGGCCCGGCAUAUUACUAAGUAUUAACAAAGGACAUACGCUUGUAUCGCAUUUAAUGGCGACUGAAUACUUAAAUUAUGAAGAUGGCAAAUUCAGUAAAAGUCGUGGAAUUGGAGUAUUUGGUAAUGAUGCACAAGACACUGGUAUACCAGCUGAUGUUUGGCGUUUCUAUUUGGCUUCUGCCCGCCCUGAAGGACAGGAUUCCAGUUUCAGUUGGAAUGAUUUAGCCGCAAGAAACAAUUCUGAAUUACUCAAUAAUCUUGGAAAUUUUGUAAACCGCGGUUUGGUCUUCUGUGAAAAGAAUUUCAAUAGCGUUGUGCCUGCUGUGAACUUAAAUAAUGAUGACUCAAUAUUGCUUGCCCUUAUUAAUCGCGAAUUACGUGGUUAUAUCAACUCAUUAGAAAAGGCUAGAUUACGUGAUGGCAUCCGACACUUGCUCUCUAUAUCGCGUCACGGUAAUGGAUACAUGCAAACACAACAGCCUUGGGUGUUGCUUAAAGGGGAUAACACUAAGAAAGAGCGUGCUGCAACUAUAAUUGCUAUCUGCUGUAAUAUUGCUUGUUUGUUAGCUAAUUUAAUCUUCCCUUAUAUGCCCGCGACUGCAAGAAUUAUGUUUGAUCAACUCAAUACAAAACAGACGCAAUUAAAUGCUGAAAAACCAGUGGCCACUUUACUGCUACCUGCAGGGCAUAAAAUUGGUAAACCCGCUCCACUGUUUGCUAAGCUAGAACAGACAUUUAUUGAUGAACUAAAAAAGAAAUAUUCUGGCCCACAAGUAGUUAAUGGCAGCACUGAAGCUGCACCAACAACGGUUGCGGAGCUAGAAAAAGCGAUACAGACACAAGGUGAAAAAGUACGUCAACUGAAAGCGACUAUUAAAGACAAAGCGGUUUGGCAGCCAGAAGUAAAUGUAUUGCUGGAUCUGAAGAAAAAGUUAACAGAGGCCCAAAAGCAUGCUGUGCCCAAUAAUGUGGGUACUACAAAUAAAGAAAAUGGUUCACUAACUGUGCCACAACUUGAGGAAGCUAUAAAGAAACAAGGUGAUAAGGUGCGCCAAUUAAAAGAGAGCACAAAAGAUAAAGCUGUUUGGCAACCGGAAGUGAAUAUAUUAUUGGAACUGAAGAAGCAAUUGACUACAGCACAGGAAGCUAAUACGAAGAAUAGAGGUACGGACAAAGUAAAGGAACUGGAAGAAAAGAUUGCUAAACAGGGUGAAAAAGUUCGUACCUUAAAGAGCACAGCGGAUGCUAACGUUUGGAAACCAGAAGUAAAUAUUUUACUUGCAUUGAAAAGUGAAUUGUCGGCACUUAUUGGUGCACCUGAACCUGCUGCGCAGGGUAAAAAUAAGAAGAAAAAAUAAAUUAAAAUAUAUAAAAAUUUUUCUACGAAAAUAAUUUGUAAUAUUUGUGCAUA
Messenger RNA from Teleopsis dalmanni, 3188 nucleotides. RefSeq names its product methionine--tRNA ligase, cytoplasmic (gene MetRS). NCBI's taxonomy places the organism in Eukaryota, Metazoa, Arthropoda, Insecta, Diptera, Diopsidae. The transcript has 9 exons. Gene Ontology annotation, cellular component: cytosol; aminoacyl-tRNA synthetase multienzyme complex. The coding region runs from base 115 to 3135 and encodes 1006 amino acids. The record is from RefSeq and is a predicted model, not a curated record. Gene Ontology annotation, biological process: methionyl-tRNA aminoacylation. Gene Ontology annotation, molecular function: methionine-tRNA ligase activity; ATP binding.